AUGGAGGGGGAACAGCAGCAGGAGAUGGCUACAGAACCAGCGCCUUCACCUGAGGCACAAGGAGAUGGGCCGAAAGAAGCUGCAGGCAUUGCGUCAAAUAUUUCUGACGCUGAUGCUUUAAAAAUACUUUUGGAGAUGAAGAUGAAGAGGCGAAUGCAGAAGCCCACCCUCCCAAGCACCGUGACGGAACUUUCUACCGAGGAGGGCUCCAAAGUAUAUGUCGUUGGCACUGCCCACUUCAGUGACAGCAGCAAAAGAGAUGUAGUGAAGACAAUACAAGAAGUGCAGCCUGAUGUGGUUGUGGUUGAACUGUGCCAAUACAGAGUUUCUAUGUUAAAAAUGGAUGAAAAGACAUUGCUAAAGGAAGCCAAAGAAAUCAAUCUGGAGAAACUUCAGCAAGCUAUAAAACAGAAUGGAGUCAUGUCUGGGUUGAUGCAAAUGCUGCUGCUGAAAGUCUCUGCACAUAUCACAGAACAGCUGGGAAUGGCUCCUGGAGGGGAGUUCAGGGAGGCUUUCAAGGAGGCUAGUAAAGUACCUUUCUGCAAAUUUCAUCUUGGGGACAGGCCAAUCCCGGUGACGUUCAAGAGGGCCAUCGCUGCACUUUCUUUCUGGCAAAAGGUCAAGCUAGCUUGGGGCCUCUGCUUCCUUUCUGACCCAAUCAGUAAAGAUGAUGUGGAGAAGUGUAAACAAAAGGAUCUGCUGGAGCAAAUGAUGGCCGAGAUGAUUGGCGAGUUUCCUGAUCUUCAUCGAACUAUCGUCUCAGAAAGAGAUAUUUACUUGACUUACAUGUUGAAGCAAGCUGCAAAGCGAACAGAACUACCUCGUGCAUCCGAAGCUGAACCUAGAAGAUGUGUCCCUUCCAUUGUAGUUGGGGUGGUUGGAAUGGGUCACGUGCCUGGGAUCGAAAAGAACUGGAAUACAGACUUGAACAUCCAGGAAAUAAUGAGUGUGCCGCCUCCAUCAACCUCAAGUAAAAUCCUCAAGUUUGCUAUAAAGGCCACAGUAUUUGGACUAGUGGGCUACGGCUGCUAUAGGAUGGGACAAAGGACAGUUCGGUUUAUUCUCUCCAUGCCCGUUGCACAGAACUAUCUUCAGAAACUGGCAGAUGUCAAGCCUUGGCACUGAAUUGGAAGAUUCUGCAAGUAGCUGGGGCAAGAUCUAACAUACGUAAAACUAGGUUGGAAAGGAGUGACUUGUCAAAUUUAACCAAAUUCUGUCCAGAGGUCUCAUUUGACGCUGAGCUGCAGCAUAACCAGUGGAUCAGUACCACCUAAGCAUUUGCCCACAAACCUGGUGAAAUGGGCAUCAUAAAAUUACAUGCCAGUAUAGGGUACCUAAAGUAUGUACACAUAUAUAUUAUACUAUUAUGUGUAUAUAGUGCAUUUAUAAAGAUGGUGAUAUAAUGGAUCAACAACAUAGAAUCUAAUAUCCUUGGACACAAUUCACUGGAAACUUCUAUUAUGCAAGCACCUUUGAAACAAAUGAGACUGUACAAAGAUGCAGCUGUUCAUUUAACUGAAGCUGGCACAGGAGAACUUGCUGGUGCAUUGUGUCCCAUGAUCUGUCCCCCCCCCCCCCAGAGGAACAGAACAAACCAUAGGCUAGUUGUGUUCCUAUUAGAAAGCACAGUGGCCCAUUAAGUAUGUGUGCAUUCGGUACAGGUAAUACCAAGCUAUCCUUCCUGGUGCCAAGCACCUAUAAGAUGACUUAGAAGGACCUCUUCUUACUGGAAAACUUUUAUACUUAGUGGCUUUUUUUUUAAGAAGACAAACUGCUAAAAGCUUUUGAAAUAUCAGAAACUUGCUGGCUGCUAUCGAUGAAACCUCUACAUAUCUUUUACAAGCCUUACUUUUUUUUAAAGAAAAAGUUGCCUUCAGCAUUGUAUCCCGCCAAAAUGGAUCACUUUAAAACCCCAGCCCUUUCAAUGGAAAUCUCACAAGUUCCAUUCAAGAGUCCUUAUGUUUGGUUAACCCAGCCUCCCCCCAACCGGACGCCCUCCAGAUGUCUUUAGAUUCAGAAUCAUCUGGGGAAAGUUGGGGAAGGACAAGCAAGAUCAUGCUUUGUCGUUUUGGGGCUUUCCCAAGGUUUUCUCUGUCUCGAAUGAAACAUUGCAAUGUGUCUGCUUUUCUCUGUCUCCUUAAGUUGUUGUUGGGUAACUUCCUAUGUUUACAGGGCACACAGUUCCUCCUAGAUUAGAUUAAUGUCACUGAUAUUAGUAAACCAAAUCCUUGUCAGGAUAAAUUUCAGCACUGCAAAAUUAUUGAGACUCUUAUCCCUCCUACUAACGGCUUUUCACUUCUCCUUUUGGGGGUAAAACAAAUCUGGAACUGUUGUGUAUGUAGUAUUUAACCCUUCCUCGGAUGCCAUGUAAGCUAUUUCUCACAAUUCCAGUGGAAUGUAAUAAAAUGCUGAUUUAAAAGAAAAAUCAGUGGAAUGUUGUUUUAA
Lacerta agilis (Sand lizard) is the source of this 2445-nucleotide messenger RNA. It is a transcript of the gene TRABD, whose product is annotated as TraB domain containing. The transcript has 9 exons. NCBI's taxonomy places the organism in Eukaryota, Metazoa, Chordata, Lepidosauria, Squamata, Lacertidae. The record is from RefSeq and is a predicted model, not a curated record. Bases 1 to 1125 code for a protein of 374 amino acids.